UCCAAUCAUGUUAAGACGGUGAUUUUUUUUGAAAUAACCUAUAACUUUAUAUAUUAAUAAUUAGUAGUAACAGUACCUAAUACAAAAUUAAAUUUUGCAUUUAAAUAUAGAAACUAUUAAAAGUUUCAUGUUUUAAAAAUGUUAAAAUGGAUAAACAACCAGAGGUUUUUCACAAGUUAUAAAACCCGAAAGUUUUUAAUAUCGAUUUCGAAUGGUCACCGUUGCCAACACACAGAUGGCACCACUCAUCAAGAAUUGGAUGUUGAAAAUUUAUCACAGGAGGAUAAACGUGUUUUUCUAGAAAAAAUAAAUAUUGCUGAUGAAAUUGAACUAAAAAGAUUAAAACUUACGAACUCUCGUAUUCAGAAGAUAUUAGAAUAUAGAGAAAAAAAUGGUUUAUUCACUUCAACCGACCAACUGGUAUCGCUUAAAGGUUUUCGCCAACAAACAAUUAAUAAAUUGUGCAAAAUAAUUUUAUAUCCAGAAAGUAUUACAAAUUCUAACAAUAUUAAAAUCCGAGGAAAUUUACUUUCCCCCGUUCUAACAAACAUAGAGAAUUUGAAAUCAGCAGUUGGAAUUAGUAUUACUCCUAAUUAUGUAAGCUGGUCAAAAAUAGAAAAAGAAAAUUGCCAUUUAACUGAUUGGGAUAUGUUUAAUAUAAGUUCCACUGCUUCAAAAAAAGUUCAAAUGAAUGAUAUUUUUCUAGUGGCAUGUGAUUUAAUUACUAAAAUACCGUAUGGUGAUGUAUAUAUUUUCGAGGCCGCACAACAAAUGUCUAAUAUGGCACAAAAACAACUAAUGACCAUUUUAGCUCAACAAAAACUAUUUCAAUUAAUAUCAAUGCUUUUGACAUUAUUAAACAUUAACCCUGAUCAUAAUCCAAAUUUCAUGGAACAUAAACAAACAAAAGUACAUUUUCUACGGCCACAAUUGUCUGCUAGACUAUUUAGAACAUUAGUUGGAAGCGAGAGAGUGUCCGGUAAUGAUACAAUUGUUAAUAUUUUGAAUAGAUGUAACGACGAUCGAGUUAAGAAGUUAAAUGUAUUAGAUCAUUUAAAGUCACAGUAUGAAGUUUAUCCCGGUAUAGAAAAAGACAUUUUGGGACAAUCAUUGCUAUUAAAUUUAACUUUUAUGAAUUUAUGCGUUUAUAAAAAUUCACAGACUAUUAGUGCUUUGUUUAAUCGAGUAAAGGGUGAAGAAUAA
Chrysoperla carnea is the source of this 1203-nucleotide messenger RNA. RefSeq names its product transcription elongation factor, mitochondrial. The transcript has 6 exons. Gene Ontology annotation, molecular function: DNA polymerase processivity factor activity. The record is from RefSeq and is a predicted model, not a curated record. Gene Ontology annotation, cellular component: mitochondrial nucleoid. Gene Ontology annotation, biological process: mitochondrial transcription; transcription elongation by mitochondrial RNA polymerase. NCBI's taxonomy places the organism in Eukaryota, Metazoa, Arthropoda, Insecta, Neuroptera, Chrysopidae. The coding region runs from base 139 to 1203 and encodes 354 amino acids.